AAGCAUAAAGCAUAAAGCAUAAAGCAUCAAAGCAUCAAAGCAUCAAAACACCACAACAUCACAACAUCACUAUAUCAACACAAAACACCAUCUUACUUCUACCAAAACAACCUCUACCUCAUACCUUCUUUUUCUAGAAUAUGAACAUCACUAAAAAACCAGUGGUCACACCUCCCCAAAGCUUCAUCUGCAAAGCUCUUCUCACUCCUCCGCCAACCAACGAGAAGGCGACAAAGACAACAUCGCAGGUAUUGCUGGAAAUUAAAAGACGGAAAAUCGGGCGUAGUAUUUGUAACAACGCUUGGGAAGAGUACGAAUUGAAUGUGGAGGAAUACAUCGAGCUAUUGCGUUCAAUUCGGCGUAACAAAUCUCUUCAAGGGUUUGUGGAAGAUAAACUUCGGUAUGGGUUAUCAGAAACAACUGAGGAUAUGAAUAUUUGACUAAUAUUAAAAUAAUCAAUAUAGAUACGAUUAUUUCCCAUUUGCGAAACGGUUCGUACUUCGAAUGCCUUUACGUGUACACGAAACUUUCAUAUUUAAAAUUGUAGACGAACUAGCUCAACAGCUCAAAUUCAUUACUUCCGGAAAGGGCCAAUCUGCCGAAUUUGCAAAGAAAAUAGAAUCGCAUAAUUCGACAACUCUCAAAUUCGAAGAUUAUAGUAAACACGAUCCUGAUGGCCAAUUCAAACAUUCGCGAGCACAGCAUCCAGGCGUUGUGAUUGAGGUGUCAUUCUCACAGAAGUGGAAAUACUUGAAUCGAUUAGCUGAUGCCUAUAUUCUUGGGUCCGACGGCGGUACUCGUGUUAUGGUUGGUAUCGAUGUAGAAUAUAGGGGAACUAAGAAAGUUACCUUAUCUGUUUGGCAGCCUCAACUUAUAGGCAUUGAGAAUGGAGAAAUAGAGCUUCGUGUUAUACAAACAGUGAAGGACGAAAUUAUCCGCGAUGAAAAUGGUGAAUGGAAUAAGUCUUCGCAAGCAGGUUUACAUCUCCAAUUGAAAGACUCUGCACCGAAGCGUAUAGUUUCAAAUUUUGAAUCUGUAGAUGGACCGAUGAAAGAUUCAUUAUUUAUAUCCACUCAUUCUUUAUGCGAAUAUCUCGAAUUUGCUGAGGCAGAUACAACAAUGAUCGAGGCGAAGGAGGGAAUAGUCGACCCUAAAUUAUUUACAAGAAAGCGUGCUCGGUCUCCUACACCGAUAGAGGAGCUUAAUGAGGACGGCCAAAGAAAAUUUCGGAAAGAAUCACGAAAGGUGGAGAAGAAGGCGGAAAAGGAUUAUCCACAAUAUGAGCCUAGCUCUCUCUCUGAUGCAGAAAGCACUUCCAACUAAAAUCGACCUUUCUCUAAUUUCUACAAACUUCUUGAACCGUUUUUCAAAUCUACUACAUAACCACCCUUUAUCGUCCCGCAUCCGACAUAUCCUGGAUCAACUACAUGCAAACAUUUCUCCUCUUCGGGGGCCUUCACCAGAUGCCUCAUCAACGCCGGAUACUUCCGUUCCAUCUUUCUCAUCGGCAUCAUUUGUUUAGAGCAGGUCAAGAUAUGAAGGAUUUCCUUAGGGUUGUGAAGUAUCCUCCCGAAACUGUCAACUGAUCAACUUUUAGCUGAUUCCUACUAAUAUAUAAGAUUGCGUUCCAAUCUUCCACGCACGGAUCUAUCUCAAUGUCAGCAAGAAAUUUUUGCAAUGUGCUGGAUUAGAAGUUCUUCGUCUUAAAUAGAUAACAUGGUAAUGCUUUUGUUGUUGCACUAAAGUGUUCAUUAUCUGAUUUCUCGAUCACUGUCGCGCCGAACUGUAAAACCUCUAUGGUAGAUUCCUCUUCCAUGUCAACGAUUGCUGUAGCAAGGCAUCUCUUUCGCUAAGUAGCAUUUCAAAAUGAUUUUCCUUGAAUAUUCCAUUGUUGAAUGAUUUUCUUGUGCCUAGGUCUACCCUCAUAUCCCUUCGACCAUUCUACUCGGCAUUGGCACGAGAGUGAUCUCGGAAAGAAUUAUAGAAUUAGUGCGAUGCUAGAAUGAACAGACCAAUCAAAUGAAUAGGGAUUAGGGGCUGAACCGGAACCUUUCACUCACACUACUAUUAACGUUCUUCUUGAGCGUUGUGUUUCAGAUGCGCGGGGUUUCGCCCGUUAUCCACCACAAGUCAUUCUUCCACAAGUUAAUGCUGUCAACACGACUUCCGACAAAGACUUGAAGGCAUACUAGGUAUAUACAGAAAGCAAACGACGUCUUGAUCUUGAUAAACUAUAAGCGCGGAUCGAUGAGGUUAUCUAGAACAUCCCGAAGCUAGU
Molecule: messenger RNA, 2278 nt
Organism: Sclerotinia trifoliorum
Lineage: Eukaryota; Fungi; Ascomycota; Leotiomycetes; Helotiales; Sclerotiniaceae
Source: the annotation of a GenBank genome assembly